Molecule: messenger RNA, 879 nt
Organism: Thermothielavioides terrestris NRRL 8126
Lineage: Eukaryota; Fungi; Ascomycota; Sordariomycetes; Sordariales; Chaetomiaceae
Exons: 1
Coding region: 1-879 (292 amino acids)
Biological process (GO): potassium ion transport; proton transmembrane transport
Cellular component (GO): mitochondrial inner membrane
Source: RefSeq, a predicted model, not a curated record
AUGCGCCUCUACCUGCUGCCCAUCUCGACGAGGCGCACGCUGCUCUACUGCCAGAAGCUCAACGCGCCAGCGAACGAGAAGCAGACAUGGUCGGACUGGAUCCAGUCCAAAGCUGCAAGGACUUGGUCCGGCUGGGAGAAGAAGGAACGCGGCUGGCAGAAAUCGGUCGUCAGCUACGGCAACCAGAUCCUCCGCCGCAUCCCCUACGAGGAAUGGGGCCUUAAGUCGGUGCCGCCGCUGUCGCAGCGCCGGAGGCAGGUGGAGCUGAAGGGCACCGAGAAGGUCGAGGUUGUCUACCCCAAGAGCCUGAUGCAGAUGGACCGCGUGCCCAAGAUACUGGAGACCCUGGCGACCGAGAGGGAGCCAUUGCACAAGAGAAGGCUUCUCUGGUGCCUUGUGGGCAUGCCCUUGACACUGCCGAUUGCCUUGAUCCCCCUCGUUCCCAAUCUCCCUUUCUUCUACCUGGCAUAUCGCGCCUGGUCGCACUGGAGAGCACUGUCCGGGGGGAAGCACGUCCAGUUUCUCCUGAGCAAUAACCUCCUCGCCCUCACGCCGUCGCCCGUCGUCGAUAAGGUGUAUGCCGAGCAAAAAGAGCCACUCCCCUCCGCACCGGAGCCGACAACGGACUCUAGCGGAGAGGCACUGAACUAUCUGGAUCCCGGUUCAGCGAACGGCUCCCAUCCCCCCGACGGCGAGACGAUGCUGCUCUCGCAAGCCAAAGGCAAGGAAAUGACCCAGGCGCUAGACCUGCCGCAGCUCGAGGUCGAGCUCGAGCGAGCCAUCUGGCAGGUCGAGACGGCCAUCAAGAAGCGCAACGCUGAGGUUGCCGCCAAGGAGUCGCAAGAACACACAAGCGACGACGAGAAGAAGUCGCAAUGA